This is a messenger RNA of Uloborus diversus, 488 nucleotides long. RefSeq lists its product as uncharacterized. Lineage: Eukaryota; Metazoa; Arthropoda; Arachnida; Araneae; Uloboridae. The transcript has 4 exons. Bases 105 to 488 code for a protein of 127 amino acids. The record is from RefSeq and is a predicted model, not a curated record.
UGAAUCUAUCACUAUGCUUCCUUUGCUGUGGAUUUUCUGCAGAAAGAAAUACGUGCUUCAAGUAUCGUAAUACUAUUUUAAAGUACUUAAAUAAAGUAGCCAACAUGCGAAACGAGGUCCGAGUCGAUUCCAUUCCGAUGGUCGUACGAAUUGUGAGAGCUCAGCUUCAGUCUAAACAUCUAGAGUUAGAAACUGUAACCAAUUUUUUAAACUUCCUGUGUGAAAGCAUAAAGAAACCUAAUCAUCCUGCUGACUUACAUUUAAUAGAGUUUUUCACUGAGCUCGUUACAGAUGUCAACCUACAAUUCUUUGUUAAACCCAAAGCAAAGGAAUUGUUCUUCAAAACUUUGCUUCAAGAAAUGAUGAGCAUGUGUUCAGCAGAUAAUCUUAAUACACGUCUUCUGAAAUGUAUUAAAAGAAUUUGCUCUUUGGGCCAGGAGGAAUUUAUUAAGACUUUACAACAUGUCAAGCCAAAACUCAAGUAUUAA